AUGGCAGAGGACAAUCUCACCCAUGUGAUGCAAUUCAUUCUCCUGGGAUUUUCUGACCUUCCCAACCUCCAAGGAUUUUUCUUUGAGAUUUCGUUUGUCAUCUACCUAAGUAUAUUGAUAGGAAAUGGCCUCCUCAUUGUCAUAAUCAAGAUCAAUCCAGCUCUCCAUACCCCUAUGUAUUUUUUCCUGGGGAACUUUUCCUUCUUGGAAAUGUGUUAUACAUCAGUCACUUUGCCCAGAAUGUUGACAGAUCUCUGGUCCCAGAAGAGAACUAUUUCAUUGGUAGAAUGUGCUGUACAAGUUUGCUUCCUUUAUAUUCUGGGGGCAGCAGAGUGCUUGGUCCUGGCUGUGAUGGCUUAUGAUCAUUAUGUGGCCAUAUGUAAGCCUCUCUAUUAUCCUCUCAUCAUGAAUCCUACGGCAUGUGUCCAACUGAUUGUGACUUUCUGGGUGGUUGGGGUCCCAGUAAUGAUAGAGGAGAUAUACCAGAUUUUUUCUCUGAACUUCUGUGGAUCUAACAAAAUCAAUCACAUCUUCUGUGAUUCCUCACCUUUAUUCCAAUUGGCCUGUGGGGACACAUACAACAUAGAGGUCUACAUUCAUGUUGUUGCUCUGAUAUUCAUCCUAAUUCCCUUUGUGUUGAUAGUUGCAUCCUAUGUCAAAAUUAUAAGUACCAUCCUGAAAUUGCCUUCAACCUCAGGGAGAUCCAAAGCCUUUCCCACCUGUUCUUCUCACCUCAUGCUUGUGAGCUUAUUCUAUGGAUCUGGAAGUAUUGUGUAUCUGUGGCCAAAAUCUAGUCAAUCAGCUGCAUCAGGCAAAGUGCUUGCUCUUUUUUACACCACUGUUACCCCAAUGUUUAACCCCUUGAUAUACAGCCUGAGAAAUAAGGAUGUCAUUGCUACACUGGGGAAACUACUACCUCAGUCUCACAGGUCAUGA
Molecule: messenger RNA, 936 nt
Organism: Trichosurus vulpecula (common brushtail)
Lineage: Eukaryota; Metazoa; Chordata; Mammalia; Diprotodontia; Phalangeridae
Product: olfactory receptor 10AG1-like
Exons: 1
Coding region: 1-936 (311 amino acids)
Biological process (GO): G protein-coupled receptor signaling pathway
Cellular component (GO): membrane
Molecular function (GO): olfactory receptor activity; G protein-coupled receptor activity
Source: RefSeq, a predicted model, not a curated record